AUGCCUACGGACAUCCCGAUGGGGGGGGAUGAGGAGGACGAAGCUACAUACGCUCCGCAGGCGGAGGGAGAGGAGAAGGAUCUGACCAGCGAUGGCGGAGUGAAGAAGCUGAUUGUGAAGGCAGGCGACGGCUGGGACAAGCCCGAGGCUGGAGAUGAGGUGUCAGUGCACUACACCGGGACCCUUUUGGACGGAACCAAGUUUGAUUCCAGCGUUGACAGAGGAGAGCCGUUCAACUUCAAGUUGGGACAAGGCCAAGUCAUCAAGGGAUGGGACAAGGGUAUCGCAUCCAUGAAGAAAGGCGAGAAGGCCGUGUUUACAAUCAAACCCGAGUACGCUUAUGGCGAGGCGGGUUCCCCGCCGACCAUUCCGCCGAACGCGACGCUCAAGUUUGAGGUAGAGCUGCUGUCGUGGAUCAGCGUGAAGGACAUCUGCGGCGAUGGCGGCGUGUUCAAGAAGAUUCUCGUCGAGGGCAAGAAGUGGGAGACGCCCAAAGACAUGGACAAAGUCACAGUGAAGUACGAGGUGCGGUUACACGACGGCACGGUGGUAACCAAGACGGGCGACGACGGCGAGCAGUUCUACCUCAAGGACGGCCACUUGUGUGCGGCUCUCCCGCGCGCAAUCAAGACGAUGCACCAGGGAGAGAAGGUUCUGCUCACCGUGAAACCCCAGUACGGUUUUGGAGAAGCCGGCCGUCCAGAGACUGACGGCCAGCCGGCAAUCCCGCCGAACGAGACGCUGAGCAUCGACCUGGAGCUGGUGAGGUGGAGAAAGGUGGAGAAGGUUACAGAGGACGGCAAGGUCAUGAAGGAAGAGAUCGAGGCUGGGGAGGGGUACGAGCGACCCAACGACGAGUCUGUUGUGAAAGUGCGCUACACUUUGCGGCUCGAGAACGGAACAGUGGUGGAGGAGAAGGGCAUGGGCGAUGGGGAGGACCCGUUCGAGUUCACCACAGAUGAAGAGCAAGUCGUGCCUGGGCUGGAUAAGGCUGUGAUGAAGAUGAAGAAGGGAGAGCUUGCCACUGUCACCAUCGCCCCAGAAUACGCCUACGGCUACGAGGAAAAGACCCUGGAAAAAGGCUCUGUCCCGGCUAACUCUACUUUGGUUUACGAGCUUCGGCUGGUUGAUUUUGUCAAGGAUAAGGAAUCCUGGGAGCUUGGGGAUGAGGAGAAGGUCGCACAUGCAGCGAAGAAAAAGGAGGAGGGUAACGUGCUGUUCAAGUCCGGAAAAUACGUCCGGGCAGCGAAAAAAUACUCGAAGGCGCUGAAGCUGAUCGAGUACGACACACAGUUUAAGGAUGAGGAGAAGAAGGCGUGCAAGGUUCUGAAAGUCUCGUGCGGUUUGAACGAGGCUGCAUGCCAGCUGAAACUGAAGGAUUUCCCGGCGGCAGUGAAGCUGACGAGUAAGGUGCUGGAGCUGGAGGGGACGAACGUGAAGGCGCUGUAUCGGCGCGCCCAGGCGUAUAUGGGCACGGAGGAUUAUGAUUUGGCAGAGUGGGACGUGAAGAAGGCCCUUGACCUCGACCCUGAGAACAGGGACCUGAAGCUGGAGUACCGGCAGCUGAAGCGCAAGAUUGCAGAGCAGAACCAGAAGGAGAAGAAGAUCUAUGGCAACCUGUUCGCUCGCCUGCAUAAACUCGAGGAGAAGGAGGGCACCUCGCAGGCGCCUGACUGGAACGUGCGAGCCAUCAUCCAUGCUCACCCCCCACUUCAGUCUCGAGCCAUCAUCGAUGCUCACCCCCCACUUCAGUCUCGAGCCAUCAUCGAUGCUCACCCCCCACUUCAGUCUCGAGCCAUCAUCGAUGCUCACCCCCCACUUCAGUCUCGAGCCAUCAUCGAUGCUCACCCCCCACUUCAGUUUCGAGCCAUCAUCGAUGCUCACCCCCCACUUCAGUUUCGAGCCAUCAUCGAUGCUCACCCCCCACUUCAGUCUCGAGCCAGCAUCGAUGCUCACCCCCCACUUCAGUCUCGAGCCAUCAUCGAUGCUCACCCCCCACUUCAGUCUCGAGCCAUCUUCGAUGCUCACCCCCCACUUCAGUCUCGAGCCAUCAUCGAUGCUCACCCCCCACUUCAGUCUCGAGCCAUCAUCGAUGCUCACCCCCCACUUCAGUCUCGAGCCAUCAUCGAUGCUCACCCCCCACUUCAGUCUCGAGGCAUCAUCCAUGCUCACCCCCCACUUCAGUCUCGAGCCAUCAUCGAUGCUCACCCCCCACUUCAGUCUCGAGCCAUCAUCGAUGCUCACCCCCCACUUCAGUCUCGAGCCAUCAUCGAUGCUCACCCCCCACUUCAGUCUCGAGCCAUCAUCGAUGCUCACCCCCCACUUCAGUCUCGAGCCAUCAUCGAUGCUCACCCCACACUUCAGUCUCGAGCCAUCAUCGAUGCUUUCCCGGACGUCCCCACUCUUGUCAACUUCGGGUUCCCAGACCAUCUGUGUGGCACAUGGCACCACAACUACACUCGCACGCACCAGGAGGAUCUUCAUUCUCGAGCCAUCAUUGACGCCUUCCCGGACGUCCCCACUCUCGUCAACUUCGGGUUCCCCGACCACCUCUGUGGGACGUGGCACCACAACUACACUCGCAUGCACCAGCAAAUCCGGGCAGCCAGCAAAAAUCCCUCCUCUGCCCCGCCGCCCGACACACCGCCCGUGAAAUUUCUCACCUUUGACGGCCUCAGCCACUGCGACAGCCUUGGGGAGACCCUCAUGGGGCUGACGUCAGCAUUCACUGUAGCCAUCCUCACUAACAGAGCCUUCGUUAUAAAGCACCCGUGCAUCCCCAUGGCGUUUGAACCAGCGCUGAUCGACUGGCAGCCCACAGAGGACGUCGGAUUCGAGCCGGUCAGAAACGAAACUUUUCCGUUGGACCCUCCUGACCAGGCGGUCGAUCCUCCAAUAGGAGAGAGCGACAUUGUGGAGAUAAAUCUGGAAAAAGAUGACAGGGCGAACCCGGAGAAGGUGUUUCUGCAGGUGGAAGCUGCGAGGAACCUGCGCGUGGUGUGGAACAAGGACUUGCUGGUGCAUAUGCUGAAGGACGUGAAGGGUUCUGCGUGGAAAGAAAAACUCCAGGAAAUGGGCAUCAGUAUCCCGUACUCGUUCGGCUGCUUCGUGCGAUACCUGCUGAGGAAAGGGCCUGCUGGUGCAUAUGCUGAAGGAUGUGAAGGGUUCGGCAUGGAAAGAAAAACUCCAGGAGAUGGGUAUCAGUAUCCCGUACUCGUUCGGCUGCUUCGUGCGAUACCUGCUGAGGGCCUGCUGGUGCAUAUGCUGAAGGAUGUGAAGGGUUCGGCAUGGAAAGAAAAACUCCAGGAGAUGGGUAUCAGUAUCCCGUACUCGUUCGGCUGCUUCGUGCGAUACCUGCUGAGGGGUUCAUUCAUACAAGGGGGUGAAUGGGUGGGUGUGGGGGGUUCAGAUAAGGGCAUCAGUAUUCCGUACUCGUUCGGCUGCUUCGUGCGAUACCUGCUGAGGCCCAAGCCGGAGGUGUGGCACAGGAUGCAACCGUUUGAGAAGCAGCUGAGGGGAGACAAGGUGGUGAGUAUCGGCAUGCACGUGCGGCAGUUUGGUCAAGGCCCCGCCCGCCCCAACGCCACCGUCAGCCCGGAGGAGUUGCAGAAAGGAAUGAGCGAUUCUGUGUGGCCGGCGUUUCAGUGUGCGGAGAAUUUGCAGAACUGGUGGUAUUCCAACGCCCUCACUGUGAAGUGGCUUGUUAUUAGCGACUCGCUGCAACUCAAACAAGAGGCCAUGAAAGGAAACGAGUCUAAGGUUUGUCAUCACCAAAUUCACCCCGCGAAUUCCCUUCCUCUUCCUCAGCCUCGGCGCCCCCUCAACGCACUUCUCCCUGUCAUGCCUUUUCCUGACUUCUAA
Closterium sp. Yama58-4 is the source of this 3861-nucleotide messenger RNA. The record is from the annotation of a GenBank genome assembly. NCBI's taxonomy places the organism in Eukaryota, Viridiplantae, Streptophyta, Zygnematophyceae, Desmidiales, Closteriaceae.